Messenger RNA from Lasiosphaeria miniovina, 1603 nucleotides. RefSeq lists its product as uncharacterized. The transcript has a single exon. Bases 332 to 1357 code for a protein of 341 amino acids. The record is from RefSeq and is a predicted model, not a curated record. NCBI's taxonomy places the organism in Eukaryota, Fungi, Ascomycota, Sordariomycetes, Sordariales, Lasiosphaeriaceae.
CGAUUAUCUCUCAGUGCAGAAGGCAUGAUUAGAUCCAAUAAUGUGAAAUGUGUUUGUGGCAGGGACGCGACUCCGGCAGCCCCAGGUUGGGAAGCCGCGACGUGCGAGAGGUCCCCUCGUACUCGUACGGUACAUACCAGGGGCUUGAUUGGCCAGAGCCCUGGUGAUCGAAAACGUCACGAGACUCUGCCCCCGAAUUUGACGACGGCCAUUCCACGACCAUCGGAGACUGAGCAAUCCAAAUACCAUUCCAACCACACGUGCGACUUAUUAGCGCCACCGCCCAAAUUCACUGCCGACCUUACCUGACUUAUUAAGUAGCCAACAAAUAAUGGAAGGAGCCAAGAUGACGACCGGCCUCGCUUUCUUUUUCCGUCUGCCAGGGGAAUUGCGCAAUCGCAUCUACGAGGACCUCCUCAUCGUCUCGCAGCCCAUAUCCAUUUACAGGAGGGACAUGGUGCUCGACGCUCCCGCCAACGCCUACUCGCACGACGAGCUGGACGCUGACAGCCAGUGGCCCCUGUCUCUCAGGCUUCUUGGCCUCUUUCUGGCCAGUCGCCAGAUGCACGCCGAGGCCAGCUCUGUCUUCUUCUCGCAAAACUGCUUCACCAUCCCGCCCGUCGUGGAUCCCUGCCGACGAGUGCGGUUGCACGCGCCUGUCGAGACGCUGCUCUUGCUGCGUUAUUUCCUCGACUGCAUUGGCCCCCGAAACGGCGCCUUGCUUAGACACAUUCGCCUGCCCUUCACCGUCACCCCCGUGGAGUGCAUCACGUUCGGCAAGGCCAGCUUCCACACGAGCAAAGACGUCGCCCAACGCACUAGCCUGCUGCCCACCCUGUACAGCCGCUGCCCAAACCUCCAGUCGCUCGAGUUCCACGCCCUGUCCAGCGUGGCCUUUGAGAACCACCUCUGCGCCUACAUGGACUCGCCCGUCGCCAGCCGCGUCCUCGCCGUCUUCAACGCCGCCCUCCACGCCCGGUUCCCCCUGCUCGACAAAGUCACUAUCUCCCUAAACGAGGACAUGCUCGUCGUGCCCUGGCGCAAGGGCCGGGUGAGCCACGCGAGCGACCGCUGGUGGGAGCCCCUGCGCGCGCAGAUGCGCGGUUACGGCUGGACCGUCGUGGACUGGGGACUUGAGCCCGAUGCGGCCAAAAACCCAGGCUGCGAGAGCCCAAUGCGGCCGCCGCCAGAGCCUAGACCCGUCGCCUCGGUGCCCCCGAUCGCCGGGGCCAAGGUUGCAGGGACGCGGCAAUGGCGUGCCGGGAGGGCUGUCUGGAGAAUGGCCAGGCCCGCGGUCGUGCUGCCGGCCACCGUGGUCGCGCACCCUGUGCGGGUUGCAAGGACCUACUCGCACUAGCGUGGUCGUUUGAUGUGAAAUUAUCGGCGCAUGGCUUUUGCUGAGCAGCAGCGCUUGUGCUGGGAAGCGUGGGUCUGCGGGACUGGCAGGAUCUAACCGAGUUGUUGUCUAGUCGUUGCCUUUGCCCACGCGUCGAAAGGGAGAACCGGAAAUCGGUUGGCAGGUAUCUGGUAUUCUUCCUACCGACAUCAAAUGGGACCUGCAAUGAUCGUUUCCUGCUAGGAGGAGGAUGCCGAGAGAAGGAUG